This is a messenger RNA of Sitodiplosis mosellana (orange wheat blossom midge), 1153 nucleotides long. RefSeq names its product sepiapterin reductase (gene Sptr). Lineage: Eukaryota; Metazoa; Arthropoda; Insecta; Diptera; Cecidomyiidae. Bases 1 to 834 code for a protein of 277 amino acids. Gene Ontology annotation, biological process: tetrahydrobiopterin biosynthetic process. Gene Ontology annotation, molecular function: sepiapterin reductase (NADP+) activity. The record is from RefSeq and is a predicted model, not a curated record. The transcript has 2 exons.
AUGUCAUCGAUUCAACAAAAAUCAAUGAAUGCCGUCGAUUUGACGCAGAAAACCUUUUUCCUAAUGAGUGGUGCAUCGCGUGGCAUUGGACGAACGAUGGCCAUUGAAUGUGCUGCAAAAAUGGCAACGGGUUCUGUUAUCGUGUUGAUAGCACGAUCCACUGCGGGCCUCGAAGAAACUAAAGCCCAAAUUCUCGCUAAAAAUCCAUCAAAUGUAACGGUGUUUCUGUUGACACUCGAUCUGACACGUCCAUCGGCCGACCAAAUUAGUUCCGCCAUUUUCGAUGCCACACUCAGCGAACGCAAUCUCGACGAAUUUAAAUUAGCAAUGAUUGUACAUAACGUGGGUAGCAUUGGUGAUGUCAAGCGAUAUGCUAAAGAUUUUAGUGAUAUUGAUGAAUUACAUGACUAUUAUGCGGUGAAUGUGUUUUCUGUGGUUGCACUCAAUUCGGAAUUCAUGAAGCGAUUCGACGUGCAAACGCGACGGUUGAUUGUCAACAUUACAUCAAAAUGUAGCCUUGUUCCAUUCAAAAGCCUAACCAUGUACUGUUCUGGCAAGGCAGCACGUGAAAUGUACUUCCGAACAUUGGCAUUGGAAGAGGCCGAACGUGAUCCAACAUUGACUGUACUUAAUUAUGCACCCGGGCCCGUUCAAACCGAAAUGACACACGAAAUAGAAAACAAUGCGGUGGCAUUCGAUGUGCGGGCCAUUUUCAAGGGAUUGCGCGAGGAAAGGACAAUUCUACAACCGAUCGAAACAACGAUCAAAUUUCUAAAAGUCAUUGAAACGGGUGAUUAUGUUUCUGGAGCGCACAUCGAUUACUAUGACAAUUGACAAUAAAAUGAAACGGAACGAAAAACGCUUUUAAUGAAGAAAAAAAAAACGAUGUUCUUGGCCAAUAGAAUAUAGAUAAGCUUAUUACAGGAAUUCGUUUUGAUCGAAUUUACUUAGUAUUGUUCGAGUUUAAAAAAAAUUGUGUCUUCUCUCUCCAUUCCACUGAGCUAUUUUUUGUUUCAAGCCUUGUUUGUCCAAGCCGCACUUUGUUAAUUUAGAUUCCAAAUGUAACAUUUCCCGCCCACUUUUAUACAUAUAUGAUAUUCGAAGAGUAUUGAGAAAAUAUAUAGAUAUUUUUGUUAUCGAGCAUACAAGAAAA